Nicrophorus vespilloides is the source of this 537-nucleotide messenger RNA. Its product is annotated as protein FAM166B. The record is from RefSeq and is a predicted model, not a curated record. The transcript has 2 exons. The coding region runs from base 54 to 302 and encodes 82 amino acids. NCBI's taxonomy places the organism in Eukaryota, Metazoa, Arthropoda, Insecta, Coleoptera, Silphidae.
GUGCCCAAAUUCCGUUGCGUAACUCCUCCUUGGCUCGGCCCAAGGAAUCGCAGAUGAGGUGCGUCCUCACCGGCUUCACCGCAGACAACAGAAGCCGCUUGGGCACCGAAUGGACGCCGCUGAAUUUCGUAGCAGCAGAUCCGCCGCUCAUCAUACAACCGAGCACGAUUUAUUACAGACACAUCGGACAAGUUCCCAACUACUCCGGACACAUUCCAGGCGAAAUCUUCAGAUUUGGUAGGACUUAUGGGAACGAUACAAAGGAUGCGAAACGGUGGCUCCGAGGGGACUACACAUUUUAACAUAAAGUUGUCUUGAAUUUCCUCGGAAAAUAAAAGAAAUGAAAGAGAAAACAGAAACAUUUAUCAUUCCAUAAGAAAACAGUAUGCGAUUCAAUGUGCGUGUACGUGUGAGAGUAGUAAUGAAGUGUGUGAGAUUAAGAGAGUAUAAAGAGGAAGAGAAUGUCGAAUAGCAGCCAUGUUUUUAUUUCUUAAAAAAAUACUUUAACAGUAUUAGCAGGUUUGUUAAGAAUAAUAA